This is a messenger RNA of Lytechinus variegatus (green sea urchin), 1689 nucleotides long. Its product is annotated as transmembrane protein 145-like. The coding region runs from base 49 to 1653 and encodes 534 amino acids. NCBI's taxonomy places the organism in Eukaryota, Metazoa, Echinodermata, Echinoidea, Temnopleuroida, Toxopneustidae. The record is from RefSeq and is a predicted model, not a curated record. The transcript is spliced from 14 exons. Gene Ontology annotation, biological process: G protein-coupled receptor signaling pathway; response to pheromone.
CAUGCCAUUUCGCAAUAUGAAAAUAAAAAUCGAUCAUCAGCAAAGAAAAUGGCGCAGCUAGACAGAAGAACGAAGGGACAAAUCUUCGUUGUUCAACAAUUUUUACUAUUUCUUGCCAUAUUAAGUUCAUUAUUACAGAGUACAUUAUGCCUAUAUCAAGAAGGUCGAAUAGAAACAACCGAUAAUUGGAUAUUUCUAGCAAGAUUUUGUUUUCUGUCAGACAUCGGAAGGUUACGAUUUGAAGUUCAAUAUCCUCAGUCUUUUCAAACCCAGAACCUAAUUCUGUAUUACGAUGAGCCGGGUCAGUGGCCGUCAGUCUACCCAUUAGAUACAGCACCUCUGCAGUCAUGCUUAGAGAAAGAGUCCGUCUUGAAACCCGAGAACCACCAAGUGGUGAACCUGACCACGUCCUACGUCUGGUCGGGGUGCGUUCAGCUGGAAACGGACGUGGACAGCGACUGGAGGAGGCUGUUCGGCGACUCUCACUACUUUGACUGCAAGGGUGGGCGGAGCUUUCGCUCUGUGCGGGACAGAUGGUGGUACAUCGUUCUCUCCAACUGCAAUGCCGGCCACGGGUUGCUGAUGAACUACAAACUGACGAUGACCAAUGGUGAAGAUUGGUGGUACAAGCACUUCUCUGCUGAUCAGUUUGGUAUCCUAGCAACAGACAUUGCAUUCCUAUUCAUGUUUAUGGCCCUCUUUGGAUGCUCUAUAUAUGUCGCAAUGUUACUUGCUUCAAGGUCCCUCUUCCACACCACCUAUAAGAUGUACAUGUGGGUUCUCUUCUUAUACAUUCUUAGCCUUGUAUUCUACAUCAUCUUCUAUGCUGACUAUGCAAAUGACGGGACGGAGGUCCGAGGGCUAAAGUUCACCGCCAGGGCGUUCCAGUCGGGUGCCGACGCCCUCUUUCUACUUCAGCUGAUCCUCAUGGCAAAGGGAUAUACCAUUACCAGAGGACGCCUCAGCCACUCUGGCACUGUAAAAAUCACCAUUCUAAUGGCUAUAUACUGUAUGCUGUAUGCAGCCUUAUUCAUCUAUGAAGUAUAUGCCUUUGAUGCGGGAGAGGUGCUAUACCUGUACGAGAGCCCUGCAGGGUACGUCCUAGUGGCGUUGAGGGCGCUCACCUGGCUGUGGUUCAUCUACGCCAUCUUCUUCACAUUGAAGCACUAUCCUGAAAAGAAUUCUUUCUACAUACCCUUCUUCUUCUGCUAUACAAUGUGGUUUCUUGCAAUGCCUGUCAUGAACAUUAUAGCAUCAUUAGCCAUGCCUAAAUGGUGGAGAGAGAAGGCUAUGAAUGCCAUUGAACUCAUCAUCGCCUUUGUGGCACAGCUAGGCUUUUUGAUUCUGACCAGACCGUCGGCAGCCAAUCACAACUUUCCCUACCACGUCCGCACUUCGCAAGUUGGUGUUAUCGACACCCCAGACGGCCAGGUUCAGAAUAACCCCGAUGCCUACGAGCACCAUGGCUAUGCUGCCAACGUAUUCAACAACGAUCAUCAACCAAACUUUACAGAACUGUUCACGGUUGGGCAGUCCAAUAAGUAUGCGCAGAACCAGCCGAACGGUAAUGCAAACGGAAUGGUUAAUGGCGCUUCAAACGGAGUUAACCAUAAUCCACAACGUGAUGUAUCCAGUAUGUUCAUGGCCAAGUAGAUGAGGAGCCAGCCAUGUGAAACGAUGCCUUCACAC